CAUAGGCACGUGAUGGGCCUCCACACAUGACAUACCCCACACCCCACAUUCUGUGGCUCGUACAGUGGUACGGUGUACGCGGUGACAUUCCCAGGCAUUCAUCGCCGUAUCACGGUUCUCCCGCCCACCGCCUCGCCUCCUCCCCCCACAGCUGCCGCAGAGUAUACAUAGCCUCUUUCAUCUCUCAGCAACCUCCUGUCUCCUCUCUCAGCUCUUCCCACCCCAACCUACCUUCACCAUGACGCACACCGAAGUCGACGUCCCCUCCCUCGGCAAGGUCUCACUCCCCACCGGCCUCUUCAUCAACAACGAGUGGGUCGCCCCAAAGUCCGGCGAGACCUUUGACACUGUCAACCCUGCCACUGGCGAAAAGCUCGUCGCCGUCGCCCACGCCGGCAAGGAGGACGUCGAUGCGGCCGUCGCAGCUGCCCGCAAGGCCUUCAAGACCACCUGGGGCCGCAAGGUCGCUGCCGCUGAGCGCGGGACGCUCCUGAACAAGCUCGCCGAUCUCCUCGAGCGUGACGCCGCCAAGGUCGCCGCCGUCGAGUCGCUCAACUCGGGCAAGGGUGUGCGUAUCGCGCGCGAGGGCGAUGUUGCCGACUCGGUCGCCUGUCUCCGCUACUACGCGGGUCUCGCCGACAAGAUCUUUGGCCAGACAAUCGACCAGUUUGGUGACGAGAAGCUCUGCUACACCCUCCACCAGCCCAUUGGUGUCUGUGGCCAGAUCAUUCCCUGGAACUACCCCCUCCUCAUGUGGGCGUGGAAGGUCGGCCCCGCCCUCGCUGCGGGCUGCUGUGUAGUCAUGAAGCCGUCGGAGCUCACCCCUCUUACGGCGCUCAUGCUCUGUGACCUCGCCAAGGAGGCGGGCAUCCCCGCCGGUGUGAUCAACACUGUGCCUGGCCUGGGUGCGACGACCGGUGAGGCAAUUGCGCGCCACCACGACAUCGACAAGGUCGCAUUCACGGGCUCCGUGGUUACCGGUCGCAAGAUCUCGGUCGCCGCGGCCGAGUCCAACCUCAAGAAGGUGACUCUCGAACUCGGCGGCAAGUCACCGCUGAUCAUCUUCGACUCUGCCGACCUAGAGGAGGCCGCGAACUGGACGUCGCUCGGCAUUUGGUUCAACUCGGGACAGGACUGCUGCGCGUCCUCGCGCAUCUACGUGCAGGAGAGUGUGUACGACAAGUUCCUGGAGGUUCUGAAGCGGCGCGCAGAGGCUGCGGCGAUCGGGCAGCCGAGCGACGAAAAAACGUCGUUCGGGCCGCUCAUUUCCGCGGGCCAGCGCGACAAGGUCCUCAACUACAUCGACAGUGGGCGGUCGCAGGGCGCCCGCAUUGUCACGGGUGGCCAGAAGUGGCCCCAGUCCGGCGGCGGCUUCUGGAUCGAGCCAACGAUCAUCGCCGACGUCAAGCCCGACAUGAAGGUGGUGCAGGAGGAGAUCUUCGGCCCCGUCAUCGUCGCCGCCAAGUUCAAGACGGAGGAGGAGGCGCUCGAGCUGGCCAACAACACGACGUACGGUCUGGCCGCGGGUGUGUUCACCAACGACGCGAAGCAGAUGACUCGCGUGUCCGGCGCCCUCGAUGCCGGCACUGUCUGGUGCAACCAGUACGGCCUGCUGCAUGCUGGCGUGCCUUUCGGUGGAUUCAAGCAGUCGGGUAUUGGUCGCGAGCUGGGAACCUACGGAAUCGAGGCGUACACUCAGGUCAAGGCGGUGCACCAGAACCUGUCGCAGGCGAUCGAGUGGCCUCUGUAGACGGAAGAGCGUUGACUUUGCUUUGGGAUUGCAGUCUAUGUAAUAUAGUCAGGUGCACGAUGGCAAGGGGAGGGUGUCGCAGGAAACUCACGGACUAACGGAUGAGCUCGGUAGUCUGGCGGCGGGAACUUCGGUGACGGGCGGAAAUAGCUUCAUCG
This is a messenger RNA of Cutaneotrichosporon oleaginosum, 1908 nucleotides long. RefSeq lists its product as uncharacterized. NCBI's taxonomy places the organism in Eukaryota, Fungi, Basidiomycota, Tremellomycetes, Trichosporonales, Trichosporonaceae. The record is from RefSeq and is a predicted model, not a curated record. Gene Ontology annotation, molecular function: aldehyde dehydrogenase (NAD+) activity.